GUGCUUACGUGUAGCUGCGACGCUGGUCUCGCGAGAUGAGACUAGUGGCGUCGGGAUUUUCUGCAAGACAGGAGCAGGAAGCUUGCAGUUAAGGUGUGUGUAGCGAUCGGGGACUGCGGAUUGUUAGGAAAAGUGGAACGCUUGGGCGCUGGGUAUUUACUUGGAUUAGAGGUUAAAGUUAACUCUCUCCCUCACUAUAUCCAAUACGUCUCUACCGGGACGGGAAACUGUGACAAAACUAGCAGCCCAGGAAGCUUGUUAGGGGAAAGUAGAUGCAGCCACCUUAGUAAUUACCUUCCCUCCCGAAGUCUGCAACUCGCUGAAAGUAGGGGGGGAAUCCGAGUAAGUGCAGCACAUUCCCCUCGUAAACACCAACCCCACAGGGACAACUGUCCCCCCCUCUCCCCACUUAUGGCGGCUCUGAGUACAGGAGGGUGAAAUGGAUGGAAAUAUUGUGGCGCCUCCAUCACUUGAAGAAAAGGACACUGUGGAGAAAAUGCCGCAAAACAAUGUGGGAGAUGAGCUGAAAGAAGGCUUACCUGUAGAAGUUGAAGCUGCUGUCAUGAAGAACAGGGAAAACACCGGGGAUAUGACUUUCCCAGAAUUGCCUCCUUGUGACCAAGAUCCAAAAUCUCUUCCCCUGAGGACUCCUACUACUGAAUCGGACGGUGAGGAGGGGGUAGAGGUCAGAGAAGCAACAGAGGCAAUGGACCAGAGCAAAACGAAUGAGGAUAAGGAAAUUGUGGCACAAGAGGAAAAUGGGAGGAUUAAACAUGGACCUAAGAGGGUAACAUUCCCUUGUGAUGAUGAUAUAGUGUCUGGUGCCCUUGAACCCAAAGACCCAUGGAGGCACGCUCAGAAUGUUACAGUGGACGAUGUGAUCACAUCCUAUUCCCAGGCCUGCCAGAAGCUCAACUGCAAGCAAAUUCCUAAACUUACUCGGCAGCUACAGGACUUGACUGAUCUCUCAGGGAGAGUUGAAACAAUGGACCUCAAAGGAGAGCGUCUGGACCACAAGGCAUGCGAGGCUCUAGAAGAGAUUUUUAAAAGAGUGCAGUUUAAGAUGGUGGACCUUGAGCAGACCAACUUGGAUGAGGAUGGUGCUUCUGCUCUGUUUGACAUGAUUGAGUAUUAUGAGUCAGCAACUCACCUCAACAUUUCCUUCAACAAGCACAUUGGUACUAGAGGUUGGCAGGCUGCAGCACAUAUGAUGCGUAAGACCAACUGUCUGCAGUAUCUGGAUGCACGCAAUACACCAUUGUUGGACCACUCUGCACCAUUUGUGGCCCGUGCACUCCGCAUUAGCAGCAGCUUAACGGUACUACAUCUUGAAAACACCAGCCUGUCUGGGAGACCCUUAAUGUUACUGGCUACAGCUCUAAAGAUGAACAUAGUGUUGCGGGAAUUAUACCUUGCUGAUAACCGUCUCAACAGCCUACAAGAUUCUGCUCAGUUGGGGAAUUUACUAAAAUUUAACAACUGCAUCCAGAUUUUGGACCUGCGAAACAAUCAUAUUAUGGAUUCAGGACUGUCAUACGUCUGUGAAGGAAUAAAGGAACAGCGACAGGGACUGGUCACCCUGGUCCUUUGGAACAAUCAGUUGACUCAUGCUGGCAUGGUUUACAUGAGUCUGUGUCUGCCUAAUACUCAGACUUUAGAAACACUAAACCUGGGCCAUAAUGCAAUUGGUAACGAAGGUGUCCGGCAUCUUAAAAAUGGUCUGAUUGGUAAUCGCACCGUACUUCGACUUGGCUUGGCGUCUGCUAAACUCACCUGUGAAGGUGCAGUAGCUGUUGCAGAGUUUGUUGCUGAGUCUCCCCGUCUCCUUCGCCUUGAUCUACGGGAAAAUGAAAUCAAGACAGGGGGUUUAAUGGCACUGUCACUUGCCCUUCGUGUUAAUCAGUCGUUGCUGAGGCUGGACCUUGACAGAGAGCCAAAAAAAGAGACCGUUAAAAGCUUCAUUGACACUCAACGAGCCCUCUUGGCUGAAAUUCAGAAUGGGUGUCGGCGAAACUUCGUUUUGGCAAAAGAGAAGGAAGAACAGCUCCAACAAUCUGCUUCCAUGACAGAAAUUGCUAGCCCAGCACUUGAAGACUCUAGCACGGACCCUGAGGAGUCGAAUAACUCUGUUGAGGAUUCCAGUGAGGCCUCCAAUCAGUACACAAACGCUACUCCAGUGGAUUCAGAAGAUGGAGAAAUCACUACUACAAAGGAGGUAGAAGGUGAAUCUGACUCUGACACAGAGGAAGAAGAUAAGGAGGCAGCAGUAGAGCCCAAACCAAAGGAGAACCCUGGGCAGGUGACUGUAUCUAGCCCUGGAAGAGGCCAGAAAGUUUUUUUGGUAACCAGAGUAGACAACCCAAACUGUGCAGAGGAGGAUAAGAAAUUACCAGAGCUGACAAAGCCUCUUGAUGAAGAGGUGGUGUCCCCAGGAAGCAAUGCUCUUGCUAAUGGACUAGAGCAGGAAUCAGGCAAUAUAACACCACGUUGUGAUAAAAAGGAUUCUCUUGGGGUUUAUAGUGAUAGUGAGCUGGAGGAUUUGUUACGCGAUGCUUCUACAGAGCCAGACCCUGCACUGAACGUCAUAACACUAUAAGGAUGAGCUGUUUGGGCAGAAUGGUGUACCUUCUUUUUUCACCUCCGCAAAUCCUUUAACAAUCCCAUUUCUCUCGCCUUAAGGAAUGGGGGCCUGUAGGGUCCAGCGCACCCAGGUUUCCCUAUGAAAACUUUGAGUUCAUCCGGUUUCCACUUCCUUAUAAAAUGGCAAUAAGGGCACGCUGAAGCUUGUACUGGGUAUGGGAUUCUCAAAGUGGAAAAAAACUCCUACGAGGUUCCACAAAACGAGAUUUUCAGGGCAAAGACGAGACCCGACUAGAUGCAAGAGGAAGAAUCCAUGUAGCUGCCCAUGUUAUUUGGACUGUUACUUGCUGUAGAAUUUCUCUGUGGGUUCAGUUAUUUCAAACCAUAACCUGAAGCUCAAUUACCGUUCAUGAUGCUUCCUUGUGGUCUAUUGAAAGUCGCAUUGUUGGCAGUAAAGAGGUAAGGGGUUUCUGGAAAUUGGGGGAUCCUUGAUAGAAAUACCACUUGUAGGUCAAGCAUCCUGUCUAUGCCAGAGAACGGUAGUUUUAGACUGUAGAUUUCACUGCGCACACUGCACUUGCAAACCAUUAGUAUCCCGUUCCUGGGAAAAAUGUUUUGUCUGUCCCAAACAUCACUACAUUGUCCUAGACUGGCAAACACAGUCAAGCCCGAUAACAAAAUGAUUUUAAAACCCCACGCUAAAGUGGGAAAAGGCCAAAGAUGAGCUGACAGCAUAUUCCUGCCAUAGGAAGAGCAGUUUAACACAUUCUCUACCUGUUUCCAACAUCCCUUCACCUAUAGCUUAUCAGUUGUUUUAAAGGACAAGGAAAGUUAAACUAAAGUAACUAGGAAUGUUGUACAUUAUGUUUUGUGCUUCUGUACCAACCCAAGGCAACUACAGUCCUUUAGCAGUAAAGAUCUGUGUCUCCAAAGAUGC
Messenger RNA from Xenopus laevis (African clawed frog), 3517 nucleotides. RefSeq names its product protein phosphatase 1 regulatory subunit 37 S homeolog (gene ppp1r37.S). The transcript has 13 exons. The record is from RefSeq and is a predicted model, not a curated record. The coding region runs from base 440 to 2596 and encodes 718 amino acids. NCBI's taxonomy places the organism in Eukaryota, Metazoa, Chordata, Amphibia, Anura, Pipidae.